Molecule: messenger RNA, 1452 nt
Organism: Anopheles coustani
Lineage: Eukaryota; Metazoa; Arthropoda; Insecta; Diptera; Culicidae
Exons: 4
Coding region: 58-1374 (438 amino acids)
Biological process (GO): mRNA splicing, via spliceosome
Cellular component (GO): nuclear speck
Molecular function (GO): RNA binding
Source: RefSeq, a predicted model, not a curated record
CCUGGGCCGUUGACUGGACAGUUAGUUUCGUGAUAGUGAAUCGAUCCGAUUUUAGCCAUGUCCACCGGCAGUGAAAAACCCGAUGUAACUGGUAUUGCAGCCUCCAAGCGCCAAACACGGCAGAGUGUGUUAGCGAUGCUCAAAAAGGUGGACAUUAAAAACAAAGCCUUGAAACGGUUCUUCUUGUUUACGUACGACUCGAUCGAACCAUCGGUGAAACAGGAAAGCGUGAAAAAGGUCUACUUCGCCAAUGGGGAAAUGUGCGAGGGCGAUGAACAUUUCCUGAAGCACAUGAAAAAAAGUGUCUUCGCGAGCAACAUUCCUGGCGGUACGAAAAAGUCCGAGAUCUAUCAACUCUUCCAGCCGUUCGGUACCGUCCUUUCCAUACAGCUCAGUACACGAGGGGGGCGAAAUAUAAUUGGUCAACAAGCAAGGCAACCCUACGAAAGCGAGCAGUACCUGUGCUGCACGAUAGAAUUCGACUCCUCCGAGAGUGCACAGAAUGCUUGCGCGGUGAAAACGGAGGGCAACUUUGUUGCAAAGCCAGUUGUGGACCCUUCGUUGGCAGGGACGGAGAACUGUGUUUAUGUUGAUAACGUCUUACCGACGACGACGCGCCAGGACGUUUGGCAACACUUCAAGGUAUUUGGACCAAUCCGUUCGAUACGCAUGGAACUUCCCGACGGGACGCUCGUGCUCACGGACGCUGAGUAUGGGGAGCUGCGGUCGGUCAACUGUCAAAUACGCUUCCGAAGACGUGCCGAGGCACUCGCUGCUGCCAAGGGGUUGAAACGAAGCAUAUUCAAAGAACGUCUCCUGUCCGUUCAGAUGGCUUACCAAAAGUAUUGCAACCCUGAGGAGCUUUCGAAUAACGCACUACGAAUCUUUUUCCAACCGUUCGGCGACAUUGUUGCGCUCGAUCAGAUUCCCCACCAACGGGUGGGCUACGUUUGUUUCAAACCACCGGUUCCAGUCGAUAUCAUCAAACGCAUCCAUCAGCUUCCAGCAUUUCGUAACCGUCGAAUAAUGGUGGAGAAACUUGAACUGCCCGGCGUACCGAAGGACGGUGCGAAAGCGAUAAAACUGCUCGGUAACGGUAAGAGCAGCGGUGGGCGGGCGGGUGAGGGAAACGGUAGUGGGAACAGUAGCACCAGCAGCAACAACAACAACCGAAGCACGGGCAGCAAAACGGGAUCAAAUUUCACCGUUAAGCUGGGUCGAAAAAUUCCCCGCAAAGGAGCGCUUCCUGUUGGUCGGAAACCGUUGGCGAAGAAAGCGAGUGAAAUGUCAAAAUCAGGAUCUUCAUCACCGGCGGUUAAAUCUUCGUCCAAAACCGUUGACAAUGCGAAGGAAAAUCGGGCCUCACUUCCGUAAUUUCUUCCGCGUGUGGUGGCAUACGCUAGUGUUACAUGUAAUUAAUCGAAUAAAAUUUUACUUUUGAUAUUUUUAGCC